Miniopterus natalensis is the source of this 606-nucleotide messenger RNA. It is a transcript of the gene PXT1, whose product is annotated as peroxisomal testis enriched protein 1. Gene Ontology annotation, biological process: positive regulation of apoptotic process. Lineage: Eukaryota; Metazoa; Chordata; Mammalia; Chiroptera; Miniopteridae. Gene Ontology annotation, cellular component: nucleus; peroxisome. The record is from RefSeq and is a predicted model, not a curated record.
ACAGAGAGAUGUUUAUCUAAGCUGAAAAAGAACUCAGAGAUCACCCUGUUCCAUCUUCCACCCAAAUCCAUAGCCCUUUUACAUAUGGAAUAAUGGCUGCUUGUAUUGUUAGAACAUCAAUACUCAUCUAACACAUCCAAUAUAUACUGAGAAAUGGGGGGAAUCCUCUGAAAAUAUGUUUUUCAACAGGGAAAAAACAUGAAGAAGAAAAAAAUUAAUACCAUUGUUUGUGAAUCUAAAGAACUCCUGAAUCCCUCUCCCAAAGUAACAAAUUGUUGCAAAUCACUGUGGGUGAAAUACAGUUUUCAGAAGGCAUACAUGACCAGACUUGCCAGCAACCAGCUAGUUUCAGCCAUGUCAAGGAACCCAGAUCACAAUUCGCCUUCUCAGCCCAAGGAAAACAGCAUUGGCCAGAACCAUCACCAGGAGGAAAUAAUCCGCAAGUUGGCCGUGCAGCUGAAAAACAUUGGAGACAGCAUUGAUCAUAGGCUGGUUCAAGAGGAUCUUCUCCGGGAAGGCAGAGAUGCACUGGCUCAUUUUGUCUUAGUUUUCUUUGGAGGAGGUCACCUGCUGCUGCGCUUUCUCUGGAACAACCAUUUGAUGUAA